Molecule: messenger RNA, 4426 nt
Organism: Zootermopsis nevadensis
Lineage: Eukaryota; Metazoa; Arthropoda; Insecta; Blattodea; Termopsidae
Gene: tst
Product: superkiller complex helicase subunit twister
Biological process (GO): nuclear-transcribed mRNA catabolic process, 3'-5' exonucleolytic nonsense-mediated decay
Cellular component (GO): Ski complex
Molecular function (GO): ATP binding; RNA binding; RNA helicase activity
Source: RefSeq, a predicted model, not a curated record
GUUUAAUUGUAAAUAUAGUCGCGAGCAGAAAAUGUGCUAACCUAGGCAAUGUUAUAUGAAUAUUUGGUAAAAUAACUUAUUGCAUGUGGUAGAUUACUACAUCAUAAUGCAGAAGUCUUGCGAUUACGAAAUUCAGCUUCCUUUUGGGCCACCUCCAGUUUUGCCAGAUGUUGAGAAACAGUUGAAGGAAUACUUGUUGUGUCCUGACCACCUCCCAAUUCAUGAUUAUAAAGAGGCUCAGAAGUAUUGGCCCAGAGUACCAAAUCCCAGGUCUCUGUAUCACUUUGAUGUUGCACCCUUGGGAACCACACUGAAGGUAGAGCGAGAUCCCACAACAGGGAAACUUCUCAAGUUUCGGGAAGUACCUCUUGAUGAUAUGGGCCACACAGCUAAAAACUCCAUGUCUCUGCGACGUGCUCCUGGACCACCAAGUGAAUCAAUAAGAGGCAGUUCUACCAACUAUCCAUUCUGGCCAGGGGGAUUUUCUGAACUGUUACCACUAGAUAAAAAUGUGGAUGGAGAUGCUGAAGUGGAUUUUGUAAAUAAUUUAUUAACAGUACCACCUGGUUUUGAAAGGGGAAUUCUGUUUAAAGCAGAUGGAAGGACGCCACUAAAAGAAAAUAAAGCGCAGGAACCACUUGGUUCAGAUGCUGAGUCUUCUGUUCCUGAAAUAAAACUGGAAGAGAAAGUGGAGACAUCAGUUGUGAAUAUCAUGUCCUUAAUUAAACAAGAAGAGGAUCUUCUUGGAUUGUGGCAGAAAGAAACAACAAAAGCCCAAAAGAAGAACACAGAAAAUAUUUCAUUACAGAAUUUAGAAGUGGAUAUUGAUGCAGAUGUAGCAGAAGUAGUUCCUAAGGAAGAUACAAUUCCAGUUCUAAAGAUAACAGAGACUGCUCCCCUGAAGCAGCUAACACGAACACAGUGGGCUGAAGAGUUGGACAUAUCCCAUCCUGUGACAGAUUUUGAAAAGAAAGUACCAGCUAUGGCAAAGACAUGGCCGUUUGAACUAGACAUUUUCCAGAAAAAGGCAAUUUUGAAGUUGGAAGACCAUGCCAAUGUCUUUGUAGCUGCUCAUACAUCUGCUGGUAAAACUGUAGUGGCAGAAUAUGCCAUCGCUCUUUCAAAAAAACAUAUGACAAAAUCUAUUUAUACAUCUCCAAUCAAGGCACUUUCAAAUCAGAAAUACCGUGACUUCAAAGAAACUUUUGGAGAUGUGGGACUCAUAACAGGAGACUUCCAGGUGAACCAUAAUGCUCAGUGUCUGAUCAUGACCACUGAAAUUCUUCGUUCCAUGCUUUACUGUGGCAGUGAAGUAAUUCGAGAUCUUGAGUAUGUUAUAUUCGACGAGGUUCACUACAUCAAUGAUUCAGAGAGAGGUCAUGUGUGGGAAGAAGUGCUGAUUUUGCUCCCAGACCAUGUAAGCAUUGUAAUGCUUAGUGCAACUGUUCCCAACACCCUGAUGUUUGCUGAUUGGGUGGGAAAGAUAAAGAAGAAAAAAGUAUUUGUUAUUACUACAUUGAAACGGCCUGUCCCACUACAGCAUUACCUUUACACAAGUGCUGGAGGCGCAUCAAAACGUGGUCAAUAUCUCAUAGUUGAUAAAAAAGGAGAAUUCAGUGAAUGUGGCUAUGCUACUGCAAAGAAAAAUGAUCCCAAGGAAGAAAAAACACAUUUGACUUCUAAACAAGAAGCAACCUUAUGGGUGCAAUUUCUGUACCACCUAAAAAAACUAGACAAGUUGCCUGUUGUAGCUUUCACUUUAUCAAGAAAUCGCUGUGAUCAAAAUUCAAAGAAAUUGACCUCUUUGGAUUUAACGACAUCAAGUGAGAAGUAUUUCAUACUUAAGUUCUUUAACAGAAGCAUACAAAACUUAAAACAGCAAGACAGAAUUCUCCCUCAGAUUGUGAAACUUAAAGAUCUGCUGAGACGAGGAAUUGGAGUACAUCACAGUGGUAUCCUGCCAAUUCUGAAGGAAAUAGUGGAGAUGUUAUUUCAGAAAGGAUGGGUUAAGCUACUCUUCGCAACCGAAACUUUUGCCAUGGGUGUCAACAUGCCUGCCCGAACAGUUGUGUUUGAUUCCAUUGUGAAAUUUGAUGGUUUUGAAAUGAGAACAUUGAAGCCUGCUGAGUACAUCCAGAUGGCAGGACGAGCAGGCAGAAGAGGACUCGAUAAAACAGGAACUGUUAUCAUCUUGUGCAAGGGAUCUGUUCCAGAAAACACUGUUCUCAAGGAAAUGAUGCUUGGUAAACCAUCAGAAUUGGAAUCAAAAUUUAGGCUUACAUACUCAAUGAUUUUGAACCUGUUCCGAGUGGAGAAGAUAUCAGUAGAAGGCAUGAUGUCACACUCAUUCAAAGAGUUUGGUUUCUUAAGUCACCAGAAAGUAUAUGAGAAGGAACUGAAAACUGUAAAAGAGAAGAUAAAGGAAAUGUAUUCAAACACUCAGCAACAAGAACCUCAUUGGAAGACACUGUCAGACUUCUAUGACAUGGCAGCAGAAUACCUCCGAUUAUGGUCAGAUGUCCGAGCACACAUCUUGACACAUUUGAAAUAUGUGAAAGAACUAACACCAGGCAGGAUACUGUUGAUUAGCCACAAGGAACAUAUCAAUAAGCUUGGAAUCCUAUUGAAUGUAGACACACGCAAAAAAAAGAUGCAAUCAUCUGACAAAGAUAAGUCAAAAGAACAAUAUGAACAUGAUCCAUUGUGGUACAAGAUGCUUGGUCUAGCAAGAAAAAAGAAAAUUUUUAUACCAGAUGGAGUUGGUGGACAUACUGUUCUGACCAUGCCUGCCAGUGAUGUAAUAGACAUUGUGAAGCACAAGGUCAGUGUAGACACAAACUUGGUUAUUCAAGACUGGGAGAAGAGGCAGAUACCAAGGUUUAGAGAUGAUCCACCUGGACAAACAUGCAGUCAGGCUAUUCAAAAACUGACUGAGUUCACUCAGAAUGUGUCAUCAGGCAUUGUGUCUCUGGAAUUUGUGAGCCAAUCCAAAGACAUACUUUUGAAGGACUUUGAGCAGCUGCAGAAUCUAGACAAGUUGGACGUUCUAGAGCAGAAGUUGAAUGACUGCACCAGUACAGAUAUUGCCAACUUUGAACAACUGUUUGAAGAAGUAUUCAGGUGUAAACAACUGGAAGAGAGGAGUAAGCAUCUGCAGUUCAAGAAGUCAUAUAAAAGUUUAUCAUCAUAUCAGGAGUUCCAGGAGAGAGUACUUGUACUUCAAAAGCUUGGGUACAUAGACUCAAAGAACUCAGUCCAGUUGAAGGGACGAGUUGCAUGUGAAAUGGGCAGUCAUGAGCUGAUGAUCACUGAAGUGGUACUGCAGUGCAUCCUGGCUGAUAAGCAACCAUCUGAGAUUGCUGCUUUGCUGUCAUGCCUUGUUUUCCAGCAGAGGACAAGAGAGGAACCAGAUAUACCAGGCAUGCCACUCACACUUCGAAAGGGUGUAGAACAGAUUAAAGAAAUAGCAGAAAAUUUGAAAUAUGUGGAGAUACAAUGUGGCAUACAGCCAGGUCGUGAUGAACCCAACUUUGGACUAGUGCAAGUUGUGUAUGACUGGGCUCAAGGAAAAGCUUUUUCUGAGAUUAUGGAGGUAAAUGAAGAUGUCCAGGAAGGUAUCAUUGUGCGCUGUAUUCAGCAGUUAAAUGAAACUUUACGUGAUGUGAAGAAUGCUGCUCACCUAAUUGGAGAUCAGAUACUUAAACAGAAGAUGCAGGAAGCAUCAGAUGCUAUCAAGAGAGACAUUGUAUUCGCAGCUAGUCUCUACACAAGUGAAGAAAAUCCUAAACUAAGGCAGAUAUUAGAUGACUGUGAAGAUGAAAGUCUUCACCCGAUUGGUGAUGAGUGAAACCAGGGAAAUUCAAGAGAUGAAAACAAAACAUGUUAAAUGAGAUUAUCGAUGAUGAACCAGAAUGUGCAUGUAUUACGAAUUAUAAUUACACAAGAUAAGAUAUUGGCUUGUUCUAACUAUAAUGUAAAAAAUAUACAAUUACAAAAAUUCACAGCACACUAGUUGCAGAACACGGCUGGAUGACCAGGAUUUUUCUUAGCCCCAUGUCCAAACUGGUUUUGGGGUCCACCCAGCCUUCUGUCCAGUGGGUAAUUGGGGCCCUUUUCCAGGGAUAAAGCAGCUAGGGUAUGAAGCUGACCACUACCUCCAUCUAGUAUCAAGGUGAAAGAGUGGAGCUUUUCCUCAACUGCACCAUAAAUGUUCAUGGUGCAGUGCUUAGUAAGUACCAAUAAAUACAUGUGUCAUUAAUUUAAAAAAACAUUAAGAACACACUAAAUAAACACGUGUAAAUGCCAUUUUCAUUUCUUAAACAGCUGCAUUAGUCAUCUGUAAAGGAGAAAAUAUUGGAGUAAAAGUGACUGCAAAUUUGCUAGUGCAGUUUGCUGGGGAUAUCAGCAUCUCAUUUUUGCAAAUAAA